Centropristis striata (black sea bass) is the source of this 1625-nucleotide messenger RNA. RefSeq lists its product as uncharacterized. Gene Ontology annotation, molecular function: ubiquitin-protein transferase activity. The transcript is spliced from 2 exons. The record is from RefSeq and is a predicted model, not a curated record. The coding region runs from base 32 to 1276 and encodes 414 amino acids. Lineage: Eukaryota; Metazoa; Chordata; Actinopteri; Perciformes; Serranidae.
AAGCAGGCAUGGAUCUGAAGAUGACUGUUUAAUGCCUGUGUCAAAUCAAGAUGCAGACCAGUUGUUAAGUGACGAGUCAGAUUCCCCUCUUGCCCUUGCCAUCAAAGAAUCUCUUGAGGACUUUGAAGUAAACUUUGGACCUGUUAUCGGGGGUGAUGGUGAUAAUCAAGACUCCACCCUUCCCUGGAAUCCACAUGACUUGAACAGUAUUCAGCACUCAACACUGAAUGAUGGUCCUGUAUCAUCAAGCAGUCUUCCACCAUCACCAGACCCAUUUGAAAAAGAACUCCUCCUUGUGAAAUUAAGACGAGUAAACAUAGUUGAUGAUGUUCUUAAUGUCUUCAUGGAACCAAAAGUACUCAAUGCUAAUCUAAAAAUUGAGUUUACAAAUGAGAAAGCUGUGGAUAGUGAUGGUGUGUCAAGAGAGGCAUACUCCGCGUUCUGGGAACAGUUCUUGGAACAGUGUGAGGGUGAAGAUGACCGAGUACCCAGACUUCGACCAGACUAUUCGGAGAAGAAAUGGCAAGCUCUUGGAAGAGUGUGGUUGAAAGGAUACCUGGACCACAAAAUCAUACCAAUCCGACUGUCACCAGCUUUUGUUCUUGCUUGUUGUCAAGGAGUUAGUUCAGUGGAUGAAGACCUCUUGAUUAUGUCAUUUGCCAGAUUUCUUUCAGAGAAUGAGCGUGCAUCACUUGAAAAAGCACUACAGGGCAACAUGGAUGAAACUGUUGAGGAGGACUUACUCGAUGUCUUCUCAAGAAUGGGCUCACACUGCCUGCCCUCCAAAGACAACUUACGUGGUGCCAUUUUGACAAUGGCACACAAAGCUCUUCUUCAAGAGCCAAAGUUCAUAAUUGAUUGUUUCCACUCCAUUAUUCACAAUGCUGUGUCAACAGUCAUGACCAAAGACAGCCUAAUGGAGCUUUACGAAUCUAAGAGGCCAACUAACAGGAAAGUUGCCCAGAUGAUAAAGCCAUCAACUGAAAGCCUAAAUCCACAAGAGCAGAUAGCUCUUAACCACCUGCUACGGUAUGUGAGAAGCAUCGACCAAAGAAAACUGGAGAUCUUCUUGCGCUUCUGCACAGGAUCCACUGUGUUGUGCAAAGACACAAUUGAAGUAACUUUUAAUAGACUGUAUGGUUUAAGUCGCAGGCCUGUAGCACACACAUGUGGAGCAGUUCUUGAGUUACCAUGCACCUACAGCUCAUACCCCGAGUUUCGUAAAGAGUUUGAUAAUGUCCUGUCUGGAGACUGCUUUACAAUGGAUAUUGUGUAGUGAAUGUAAAUAAUUUUACACAUUUCCCUUUUCCACUGAGAUUGUUAUGGCAUUUGUCUGAAACAAGGCAAGGCAAGUUUAUUUGUAUAGCACAAUUCAACACAAGGUAAUUCAAAGUGCUUUACAUACACAUUAAAAACAGCAAGACACAAUUGAAAACAAUAAAAACAGUCAAUUAAAACAGGGAAGAUACAGCAGGAUAAAAAAAAAGAGAUAAAAUAAUAAAAAGCACAAGUCAAACAUUGUGUAGUUAAAAAGUAAGGGCAGUAGAGUAGAGCAGAUAAGUGUUAAAGUUAAGAGUACGCUUCAGUAAACAAUAGUGUUUUUAGUCCUGAUUUAAAGGAGCUGA